AUGCCCGCAGACUUCGUCGAAACGCCAGGCACCAGAAAGCGCUCACGCAAGUCAAUGGCAAACACCGACCGAUCGUCUUCGCCUACGGACCCGGAAGAGCACGUGCCUGGCCGUAGCCCUGUUGCAGAGGCCAAGCAGAAUAUCAAGACCUCGAACGGAACACUCAAUGGCAAGCCGAAGGGACGGAGGGUGGUGGACGGGUGGGCAGAGGGCACCGAUCCGAAGAUCGACCAGAAUCCUCAUUACGACUUCGGCGGCAGCUGGGGUGUCAGUGCCAUGAUGAUCGGCUUCCCGCUCCUCAUGUGGUACAUGUGGAUUGGGGCGACAUACUACGAUGGCAAGUUCCCGUCCGAGCCAAGCAUGUCCUGGCAGCAGUACGGCAAGCACCUCUUCCACCUUGCGUACACUGGCGCGUUCCCACAUGCGAAGGCGUGGGUCAUCUAUUGGACUUUCUUGGUUGCUCAAGCAAUUCUCUACUUGACGAUGCCUGGCGUGUACAGCUACGGCAAGCCACUGGCGUUCGAAGGUGACAAGCAAUUGAAGUACUACUGCAACGGCGUCAGCAGCUUCUACCUCACGAUUGUCGCCGCGAUCGGUCUCCACUUCAGCGGGCUGUUCAAGAUGUACGUGCUCAUCGACGAAUUCGGGCCGAUCAUGAGCGUGGCGAUUAUCACCGGCUUCCUUGUCAGUAUCGUCGCAUAUGCGUCUGCACUGUACCGCGGCGCUCAACACCGCAUGACUGGCUACCACAUCUACGACUUCUUCAUGGGCGCUGAGUUGAACCCGCGAAUGUUCGAAUGGCUGGACUUCAAGAUGUUCUUCGAGGUCCGCCUGCCGUGGUUCAUCCUCUUCCUCACUUCGCUUUCUGCAGCCGCACGUCAGUACGAGCUGUACGGCUACGUGAGCGGCGAGGUCGGCUUCGUCCUCAUGGCGCACUUCCUGUAUGCCAACGCCUGCUGCAAAGGCGAAGAGAUGAUCGUCACCACCUGGGACAUGUACUAUGAGAAAUGGGGCUUCAUGCUGAUCUUCUGGAACCUUGCCGGCGUGCCGCUCAGCUACUGCCACUGCACCAUCUACCUCGCCAACCACGACCCGGCGACAUAUGCCUGGUCCAAGCCUGCUCUGUUCCUGUUCUACACCAGCUACCUCUUCGUCUACUGGAUCUGGGACACCUCUCAAAGCCAAAAGAACAUGUUCCGUCUCGCGGAACGCGGCCACUACCAAGACCGCAAGACCUUCCCUCGUCUACCGUGGAAGCACAUCGAGAACCCCGAGACCAUCACUUCUUCCGCCGGUGACACUCUGCUGGUAGACGGCUGGUACAAGUACGCGCGCAAGAUCCACUAUACCUGCGACGUCUACUUUGCGACUACCUGGGGCUUGAUCACCGGUUUCAACUCGCCUUUCCCGUGGUUCUACCCGGUGUUCUUCAUUUGCAUGAUUAUUCACCGCGCGUAUAGGGAUAUUCAGCGGUGUCGGGAGAAGUAUGGGGAUGCUUGGAAGGAGUAUGAGAGGAGGACGCCAUAUUUGUUCAUUCCUUACGUGAUCUGA
This is a messenger RNA of Saxophila tyrrhenica, 1551 nucleotides long. It is a transcript of the gene ERG4, whose product is annotated as C-24(28) sterol reductase. The transcript has 2 exons. Gene Ontology annotation, molecular function: Delta24(24-1) sterol reductase activity. Lineage: Eukaryota; Fungi; Ascomycota; Dothideomycetes; Mycosphaerellales; Extremaceae. Gene Ontology annotation, cellular component: endoplasmic reticulum membrane. The record is from RefSeq and is a predicted model, not a curated record. Bases 1 to 1551 code for a protein of 516 amino acids. Gene Ontology annotation, biological process: ergosterol biosynthetic process.